Camelina sativa (false flax) is the source of this 783-nucleotide messenger RNA. Lineage: Eukaryota; Viridiplantae; Streptophyta; Magnoliopsida; Brassicales; Brassicaceae. The record is from RefSeq and is a predicted model, not a curated record.
AUGGAAAGACAAGAACAAGUGCAAGAGGCGAACAAGAAGAUCUCCUGUGAUGUGAGAAGCACAGACCAGAUUCCAGAUGAUGCCAUCGAGGAGAUACUCAAAGCAUCGAGUGUUGAAACCCUAGCGAGGUUUCGCUGCGUCUCGACGCAGUAUGCAUCCAUGAUUCGCAGCCGAGAGUUCAUAAAAUCGCACUUGAUCAAGUCUUCUACUCGUCCUCUCAGAAGCCUCAUCUUCACAUUCAUGGAGAUGGACGGUUUGGGGAAUCAAUUCGUCUUCUCAGCCAGUCAACCUCAAAAUCAAGGUGAAUCAUCUUCUUCAGCAACUUACCAUAUGAGUUGCCAAAAUCAACUGCACACAACUUCUUCUGCUUCUGUUCAUGGUUUGUUUUGCCAUGGUAAGAUGGAGAUAUAUAACCCUAGCACUAGAAAAUCCAUUACUUUGCCUAAUAGUUCCGCGGAUUACAUUUACUUGGGUUAUGAUCCCAUCGAUGGUGAUUACAAAGUGCUGUGUCUGGUAAAAGCACAAGACUUACGUGUUUUGACUGUGGGAAAGGAUACUUUUUGGAGGAAGAUUCAAGAUUUUCCUCCUCACUUUCGUUGUUCUCCUUAUUCUCCUGAUCUAUCUCUCAAUGGUGUUUUGUAUUAUGGAGUUUAUCAUCAUCUCCCUGAUGGGAUUCUUCUCCACCCUGAUCAUUUGAUUCCUGCGAUUAUGAGUUUUGAUGUUAGGUCCGAAAAAUUUGAUCUCAUAAACCUACCAGAGUUACCAGACAAUAUGAUGCUGUGA